Messenger RNA from Styela clava, 1308 nucleotides. RefSeq names its product pyrroline-5-carboxylate reductase 3-like. Lineage: Eukaryota; Metazoa; Chordata; Ascidiacea; Stolidobranchia; Styelidae. Gene Ontology annotation, molecular function: pyrroline-5-carboxylate reductase activity. Gene Ontology annotation, biological process: L-proline biosynthetic process. The record is from RefSeq and is a predicted model, not a curated record.
GUAGCGUGUUGCAUUAUUGUGUCAUUUUCAGUCUGGCGCACAUAAUCCUGGUAAUUGAAAGCGCCAUAUUUUAUAACAAUAAUAAUAAAACAUGCUGCGGCGUUCUUGUCGCGGUACUGGACGGGGGAGCGUAAACGAAGUUGGCGUGGUUGAUGCUUGAUCGACUUCCUGUUAACAUCACAUUUGCCAGUUUGCCUCUUGCCCUUGUUUAAGUGAAUUAUUUUCUGACCGUCCUCUAUAUUUGCAAAGAAUAUCAUGCUGGACUUGAAAACAAAAACAGUUGGAUUUGUUGGGGGAGGAAAUAUGGCGUAUGCGGUUGCUAUGGGGAUAGUGAAGGCAGGAUUAGUUGAUCCCGGCGAUGUAUCGGUCAGCAAUAGAUCAAAAGAAAAGCUACAUAUGUUUAGCAAAGAAGGCAUUCAAGUCACACAAGAUAACAUCGAAGUAUUUUCAAAAUGUGACAUAAUAGUCCUUGCUGUGAAACCACAGAUCUUUUCAGUUGUCAUCAGUGAACUGAAAGAACGUGGGAAUCACAUCAACUUAUCUCAGAAAAUAUUUGUGUCUGUGAUGGGGUCGAACAAAAUUGAAGAAAUGGAAGAAACACUGGGAAAAGGAACUAAAAUUGUUCGUUCAAUGCCAAAUACUCCAUGUCUGGUUGGUGCUGGAACGAUAAUGAUUUCUAGAGGAAACAAUCUUACUGAUGAUGAAUAUGAAUGUGUGAAAGUCUUGUUAUCAUCAUGCGCGGAGUGUUUUGAAUGCCCAGAAACACUACUCGGACCUGCUUCAAGUGUUAUGGGAUGUGCCACAGCCUAUUUUUUUAUUGCCAUAGAAUCAUUAGCAGAUGGAGGUGUUAUGCAUGGUUUACCAAGAGACCUUGCUUUGAAACUUGCAUCAAGAGCUGUUAUGGGAGCUGGUAAACUCGCCCUAGAGUCCGAUAAACAUCCAGAACAACUCAAAGACGCUGUUGCAUCACCUGGUGGAACUACUAUACGGGGAUUAUAUGCUAUAGAAAAAGCUGGGUUCAGGUCUGCUCUGAUAGAUGCAGUAAAUGCUACAACAGCGAAGCUAUAAUUCAUAAACAUGUAUUGCAUGUAAAUGGUAACUGUGCAGCAGGGCUGGGCAUUUUCGAAUAUCUGGUGAUUGCAGGCGAGAAUCUUGAAUAGAUGUCUAAUUGUAUAUGAGACUUUGUUUAAAUGGGUCCUUCAGGCACAAACUACUAUUCGAUUCGAAAUGCCCAGCUCUACUAGACUGAACAAAAAAUUAUGUUGGAUUAUAGUCUUUAUUAUAGUGCAAUAAAAAGCGAGAGAAAAG